UAGAAAUGUCAAUAUACACAUCACAAAAACAAUAGAAAAAGAAAAAGGGGUGCUAUAAAUGUACACAGGAACAAACGUAGAAAUAAAUACAGGUUUUUUGACUGGAUUUGCGCAUGAUUUUUAUUUUUAUAAUACAACAUACGUAAAUACUCGCAAAAGCAAACUAAAAAAAAACUAAUAUAAUACUAGCAACCCUUUCAGCAUUUGACAAACACUGCAUUGUUGGUUUGUAAUGCGACUGCUAUCGUCUUCUAUUUAAGCCCUCCCUCUUAAAAAAAAAAGCGUAUCUCUUUCCACAAAAAAAAAAACCCUUCUUGCGCACACCACGAUGCUUACUUUAACUCGAAGACGAAGCCUAUAUCAAUGAAUGCUUCCAAAAUUACCCUUACAGAAAUAAAAGUUCUUGAUUGGAAAUACAAAAACGCAGUAAAGCAAAUACUUGACCUCGGAUUUCAGCCAGUUGAAGUAGAAAUGGAUUUGUAAAAGCUUGGUGCAAUGUACAAAUCUCUUGUGAACGAUAUGAAAGAUGAGCAUUCAGCAAUAUAUUCAGAAGACGAGAACCAAAAAGUCACUCAUAUUAUUGAACAUAUGGAGUUCCUUUGUACAGUUGCACCAAUAAAAAAGCUUUUGAAAGAGAAGAAGUGGCAAGUAGUACCAACAAACCCUUGAGAAUAAUGUUCUUGAUGCUAGAGAAGAAGAGCAAAAGAAAGAGA
Mycotypha africana is the source of this 713-nucleotide messenger RNA. RefSeq lists its product as uncharacterized. The record is from RefSeq and is a predicted model, not a curated record. The transcript has a single exon. Bases 496 to 669 code for a protein of 57 amino acids. Lineage: Eukaryota; Fungi; Mucoromycota; Mucoromycetes; Mucorales; Mycotyphaceae.